Molecule: messenger RNA, 562 nt
Organism: Hymenoscyphus albidus
Lineage: Eukaryota; Fungi; Ascomycota; Leotiomycetes; Helotiales; Helotiaceae
Source: the annotation of a GenBank genome assembly
AUGUCUUCCUCUACACCCACCAACAACAUCAGCAUGCACGAACGCCGGGUAAGUCACCAAACCCCCACCACGCCCAAAAACUAACUCCAGCUAACAGAAAGAACUCUCUAUGGAACUUAAACUCAUGAUCCUCUCCCACCACGUCUCCAACCAGGUCUCCCACCUCUUAGACCACGCAGAGAAAAUCGUAAGCGAGAAAGGUACACUAAUCGGUGUCCGAGUACACCAAGACCCCCAAAAUCCCCUGACCUUAAACUAUAAUGUCUGGUGGGAUACCCGCCAAUGCUUUCUACGUGCUUUGUUUGAAACGGCUAGUAGCAGAGAAGAUAUUCCAGAGGUGGAGUUUCAGAUGGUGUCUUUGUUUGAUACACCCCCCAAGAGAUGCCUCACAUUUUGGAAUGAAGAUGCGGCUCCUUCUGAUAGCGAUACCGAAGGUUUGGCUUUUGGGACUGUUGGUAUGACUUGGUGGGAUGUGGUUGUAUUUGUGGGGGCUGAAAUAAAGGGGGAAGUGAAAGGAAGCGAGAUAGAGAAUAGGGACCAUUCCUUGAAAGAGAGUGGAUGA